Macrobrachium nipponense is the source of this 6018-nucleotide messenger RNA. RefSeq lists its product as uncharacterized. Gene Ontology annotation, molecular function: protein binding. The transcript has 15 exons. Lineage: Eukaryota; Metazoa; Arthropoda; Malacostraca; Decapoda; Palaemonidae. The coding region runs from base 975 to 3959 and encodes 994 amino acids. The record is from RefSeq and is a predicted model, not a curated record.
GUAGCCACCUGACCGGUGUGAGAGCAGGAUCACGUGGGGUUCGUCGUCCGCCUUCUCGACACGUGAACUUCGACAUAUAUUGUCCUGGUGGUUAAAAUAGUUAUUCAUGCGAAGAUUUGGAUUAAUAUGGAUUGACUUAUCAGGGAAGUUUGUGUUAGAAUGAUUAAAAAGUUGAAAAUGUUUCAAUAAAUGUGGACAUGUCUAACACUUAAGAUAAAGUUAGCAAUACAGAAAUGACCAGAAAUCUAACGUUAGAAUCGACAAAUAAACUUUGUUAUUGUUAAAACCUGGACAUUUUAGCAAUGGAAUCCCGCAGAAACUUAUUAAAUAAAGUGACUUCCACGAUAAGAUUUUGUUAAAGAAUUGCCCAGCGGCUUAUGUUAACGGGUGUUAAAUAUCGCCAUGUUAAUAAUGAAACAUUUUUAAAAGACGUUAGGAUUCACGUGGCUGUGAAAAGAGAAGGUUUGUUUUGUAAAAACAGUGAAAUGAACUUACUGAAAUUACCGUAAACAUUUCAGACUUGUAUAAGCAUCAAGAGGCAGUUAAAAAACAUCGAAAAAACAUCUAUUACAGUUUUCUAAUGUUAAAGGAUGUUCGAAAAUAAGGAGAUGCUAAUGUUGGCGAUGUUUGAUGGAAAUUUCGAAUACUUGUUUUCAAUUUACAGCAAUUAAUGAGCUCUUGGAACAUCAAAACAUCAGCGGGUGAUGUAUGGUAACAUCCCUCAGAUGUGAUGAUGUGAAAAUGAAUAUAUUUCGAUGAGGAAGUUUUAAAAACUCGAAAAAAUCUAAAAAAAAAAAAGAUUGAAAAAAAACUCCGCUUCAAAACCGAAUAUUACAAACAUCCCACUUACGUAAAAGUCAGGAAAUGAUGUUAGCAACGUUGGGUAACAUCGUCUAGAGAAAAAAAAAAAGAUAUAGGAAGUUUUUUGUGUAUAUUCAAUUAUUUCAUCUUUGUCAAGCUAAGAUAAAGAAAACAUGACAGACAAGAAGGUUUUGUUUCUUCUCAUCCUCUUUCGCCUCUUGGAAGUCAGCGUUGGAGCCAAAGAGGAAAUAAAUGGAUUGGAGAACAGUCCACUGACGGAGGCGUGGGCUGUGGUGGGUGGUCACGUCCUUCUUCCCUGCAACAUGGACCCGCCCGUAGCGAACGACUCCACGCACCUCGUCCUUUUUUACUACGGGGAUGCCGGGACGCCCAUAUACAGCCUGGAUGCCAGGGGAAACAGGCUGGACUCGGCUACUCACUGGGCUGACAUCAGCUUCGUCAGCAGAGCUUUCAUCAGCACUGACCCAGGUCAGCGAGGUCUCCUGCUGGAAAAGGUUAGCAUGAAGGAUCAAGGUCACUACAGAUGUCGCGUGGACUUCCUGGAGAGUCCUACGAGGAAUUCUAGGAUCAAGCUCACUGUCGUUGUUCCUCCAACACGAAUUCAGAUCAUCAGCAACCUCGACCCAGGCCAAGAUCUCCAGGGCAUGGUUGGACCCUAUACCCUGGGCACAGAGGUCAUCUACACUUGCCGGGUCACGGGAGGCUCACCUAGACCCGUUGUCUCCUGGUGGGACGGAGACAUCCUACUGGAUAACAUCAGCGAGGUCAACAAAGGUCAGCUGACCAGCAACGAGAUGUACCAGCCCUCCCUGACCCGUUACGACUUCAACAGGACCUUGACCUGCCUCGCCUCCAACUCGGAACUGGUCAAACCGCUGAUGGCUUCGAUCACGAUCGAUAUGACCUAUGCCCCCACAGAGGUCGUGCUGGAACAAGGGUCACCAGCGGUCACAAUGAAACAGGGCAUGUCCCGAAGGAUAUCUUGCGAGGUCAGGGGGUCACGACCCCCGGCUAAGGUCAUCUGGAAGAUGGGGGAGCGAAGACUCUACAAGACAGGCUGGGAUAUCCAGGAGGAGGUCCUUCGCGGAGGAUCCACUCGCUCCGUCUUCGCCUACUUCCCUGACGUGAGGGAUAACGGGGAGAUCCUGGAAUGCUCGGCCUACAAUCCUCUCAUUCCCCAAGUGGUGCUGAGAAACACCACUAAAAUGGCCAUCUUGUAUAAACCUCGGAUGGAACUACAGCCAGAAUCUACCCAAGAACUAAUGGACCUUAGGGAAGGCGGUGACGUCACGCUGAGGUGUCUGGUCGACGCUAACCCAGCUGUUACUGGAGUACAGUGGUCGCACAAUGGCGUGCCAAUCCAGGGUGGGUCGGGUUACUCGGUCAAGGUCACGCAAGGUACCUUGAGCCUGAGGAGCAUAUCAAGGUACACCUCCGGUAACUACACAUGCGCAGCCGCGAAUACCGAGGGAGCGAAUACUUCCAACGUCCUGACUCUGCACGUGAAAUUUCCUCCCGUGUGUGCCCCUGGGCAGCAGACGGUAUUUGGGGCAGCGAGACACGAAUUGCUGUACGUUCCCUGUCAAGUUGCAUCGUACCCACAACCAACUUCAUUCAGAUGGGCAGUGAACACCACGUCAGACCUAGUCGAUAUAGCCCUAGGCCACUCCACGCGAACCGGCAGUGUUAGCACCUUGAGGUACACCCCUCAGACAGCCAUGGAUUUCGGGGACCUCCUCUGCUGGGGCUCUAAUGAAGUGGGUACCCAGAGGACGCCCUGCGUCUUCCGGGUGAUUCCUGCAGCCAAACCUGAAGCCGUCACGGACUGCCUCGCGGAGAGGAACGCCAGCAUGCCCUUCAACCACGUCGUCGUCGUCUGCACCGAGGGCUGGGGCGGGGGCCUGAACCAAUCCUUCACCCUGGAAGUGAGGCAACAGGCUACUGAAGAAGUGCUGGAGAAGUUCAGUCUGGCUACACAGCCUACCUUCGUCAUCACCGGGCUAAAGCUAGGAGUACCUUACCUCCUGACAAUCACAGCUGCCAAUAGUCGAGGUUCGAGCCCCCCAGUCACAGUGGCUUACACAGCACCUGAAGCCUCGGCAGAUAAAGUCAUCUCGUCCCCGGAAGAGGAGGAGGAGGUAUCCUUCACGCCCAUGGUGUUGGUCCUGGUGGGCGUCCUGCUGGGCGUGGCGACCUGCGUGGGCGUGGGCGUCUUCGUAGCCAAGAAGGGACGGUGGAGGAGGAACGCCCAGCUGAAACUGGGUGGAUAUUCCUCUUCUCUCAAAGAUCUGCAGGACGGGCAGGACUUGCCUACGAUUGUUUGUCUAAACAAAGACGACGUGAUUAGGAACGGGAAUGGGUCGCCACUUUCUCUUUACGAAAGUCCAGGAAAGCUUCUCAACAAUCUCCACCGGAGUACAAUGUCAUUGGAUAACGACAUUUACAUGAUGAGCGACCAGAUCUCCAUCUCCGACUGCAAGGCGCCCCUGGCAAGGACCGACUCCAUGGACGGGGGCGGCUCCUCCCCGGCCUCCUCCGUGAGAAUCCCCUCAGCAGCGUCCUCCUGCGUCAGGAUGGCCUAUUCCAGGCCGCCUUCCAGAGCCCCCUCUUCCAGGCCGCCUUCCAGACCGACCUCCCGCCCUUCGUCGUUCAAGUCCCGGACGUCGAUCCCGCUCAACGCUGACUACCUCCUGAGGGAGCAUCUGCACCUGCAGCAGCAGGAACAGCAGGAACAGCAGCAGCAGCUGCUGUACCACCACCAGCAGAUGCAGCAUCAGCUUCAGCAGCAUCAGCAGCAUCAGCAGCAGGAGGUUCUUCCUCCUCAGUACUUCAGGAGAGACAACAACAGCAGCCACUACCUGGCGAAGUCGUCGUACCUGCUGAGCGAGAACUACCUGCCGCCCUUAGACGGUUACCUGAUGGCGCACCACUACCUGGCCAAGAGCGACAACCUCCUGAAGGAGAGCUACCUCAAGAACGAGAUCCCGGACUACUACUACGGAGGGGUCCCUCCCCCCCACAUCCAGACCAUGGCCACCUUCCGCAGGCAGCCUAAAUCGCAACAGGCCAGGAUGAGGCAGCAGCAGCGGAACCUCCAGAUGGAGUGGAAGAGUUGCGGCGACAUGCAGCUGCUGUAGAACAGCAUUUGUCGUCGACAGCUGCUGUGAAACCGCAAUUGUCGACAGCUGCUGUGAAAUAGCUUUUGUCAGUAAUUGCGGUCAAACAGCAUUUGUCAACAACUGCUGUGAGACAGCAUUUGUAAACACCUGCUAUAAAAAUAUCAUUUGCCAACAGCUGUUUUAAAACUGCAUUUGUCAACAACUGCUGUGAACAGCAUUUGUCAACAACUGCUGUGAAACAGCAUUUGAAAACACCUGCUAUAAAAACAGCAUUUGUCAACAACUGCUGUAAAACAGCAUUUGUCAACAGCUGCUGUGAAACAGCAUUUGUAAACACCUGCUAUAAAAACAGCAUUUGUCAACCGCUGUUUUACAACUCAUUUGUCAACAACUGCUGUGAAACAGCAUUUGUAAACACCUGCUAUAAAAACAGCAUUUGUCAACAACUGCUGUAAAACAGCAUUUGUCAACAGCUGCUGUAAAACAGCAUCUGCAGCAAUGCUGGCCAAAAGCUCGGGACGAAUAGUAUUCCUAGUCGGUAGGAACUAAAUUAAAAUAAUAAUAUAGAUUUAAUGAAUAAAUGAAUAUGGCUCAGGACUAUGAAAAAUAAAACCUAUAAGACAACUGUUCGUAAACUUGACUAUUUAUAGCAAUGAAAGACAUAGUACACUAAAUAACAUUAAAGCAAUAAAGACAAUAAUAAGCAAGAGAGCAAUAAUAUAAUAAUAAAGACAACAAUGUUGAUUUAAGCGAUAUGAAUUUGACAUUUCUUUAAAAAAAAUCAACACGGAAAUAAAAUUAAAAUAAUGGCGUCUAUGUACUUAGUGGAAAAGCUUAGUGUGUCGACUAAUUAUAUACGUGAAUAUUUUAUUAAUAAUGAUGAAACGUAAUGCAGAUGAAAAGGAGAUAUGGAAAAUAGAUGAUAAAGUUGGGAAAAAUCCCACGAAAAGUGAAACUAUGAAUUAGUGAUUGUUUAGGAAAAACGAGUCACAGAGGAAUCUUUGGAAAGGCUUUUAAAAACUCACUCAGUGAUAAGAUGGAAGGACAUAAAUGACAGAGGAAAAAAAAAUACUCACUCGACUUAUGAUUUACAUUCAAAAGUGACUCUCAGGAAAUGAAGAAAAUAAUGGAUUUUUUUUUUUUUUUUUGUUAAAUAGAAAGUUAUUAUUAUUUGAAAAAUUGCGCCACAAGUCAUACUUUUAACUAGAAACUCCCUAUUAAAAAAUAAAUUAUUACAAGAAUAACUCUUCAAGAAAAACAAGAAUAAAUAUUAUUUUUAGAGGUAUUAAGUAAUAUUCUUCUAUAUUACUGAAAAUAUUCUAUAGUGCCAUAGAUGUUAAGCAAUAUAUUCUUUCAUACGUUAUCAGGUAUUUCAUUUUUAUUCGUUUAUAUUUGUACAAACAUAUAAAGAAUUUAUUUCACGUCAGUGCCGACGGGAGGGGCAACCAGAUGAUCUUAUUACGAGGAAAUGAUUUGGAUUUGAUAAGAAAUUAAGGGAGAUAGCAAAUUUGCUGAGAAAUUUUAAAUUAUUAAAGAAAAUGAUAUUUAUUCUCUUCUGUUCUCGAGUGACAUAUAUAAACUGUAAGAAUAAAGGAGAAAUUCUUUAAUAUCUUCAAGAAAGUGCAUUAUGGGUAAUAGAGCGAAACCGAAGGAAUCCAGAAACGGAGAAAAAUGAAGUAAGGUGAAUAUAAACCCUUUAUCGAAUGGCCCAGACUGGCUCCAUUGAAGGCUGGAUGAAACAAGACUGAUGGGAAAUGAUAUUAGGAAAUGGUUCUGAUCCCAAAUGAAAUGAGACGAUUUUCAAAGGUUUGUACGGAUCAGCUGACCUGAAGAGAGACACUGGGGCCUUCCAAAGCCUGGCUGAGGUGGGGAACAAACAAUUUGCUGACCCCUUGUGGGCAAAAACAAACCGGAUAAAUGAAUACUUUGUUUGUGAAUAAACACCUUUGUUUUGACGUAGAGAAUGUCCAUGAAUAUCCGUUGUUUACUUUUGAAGGGAAACUUUGCUAUUUGGUGUAAACUUAACUGGUUAUUCUUAUCUGUUACAUGGGAGAGUUCGUUAUAGGGUCAGAGUAUU